This is a messenger RNA of Suricata suricatta (meerkat), 853 nucleotides long. RefSeq names its product EBP like (gene EBPL). Gene Ontology annotation, cellular component: endoplasmic reticulum; membrane. Gene Ontology annotation, biological process: sterol metabolic process. The annotation marks the transcript as partial. The record is from RefSeq and is a predicted model, not a curated record. NCBI's taxonomy places the organism in Eukaryota, Metazoa, Chordata, Mammalia, Carnivora, Herpestidae. Gene Ontology annotation, molecular function: cholestenol delta-isomerase activity. The transcript is spliced from 4 exons.
CUGGGCCUGCGCCUGGGCCGCGGGCGGGCGGCGGCGGACCGCUGCGUGCUCGCCUGGCUCUGCUACGACGCCCUGGUGCACUUCGCCCUGGAAGGCCCUUUUGUCUACUUGUCUUUUGUAGGAAACAUUGCAGAUUCCGAAGGCUUGAUUGCUUCAUUGUGGAAAGAAUAUGGCAAAGCUGAUGCAAGAUGGCUUUAUUUUGACCCAACCAUUGUGUCUUUGGAAAUCCUGACUGUUGUCUUGGAUGGGUCUCUGGCAUUGGUCCUCAUUUAUGCCAUAGUUAGAGAGAAAUAUUACCGGCAUUUCAUACAGAUUACCCUGUGUGUGUGUGAGUUGUAUGGAGGGUGGAUGACCUUCUUCCCGGACUGGCUUAUGGGAAGCCCCAACCUCAACACCGACAGUUGGCUCUACUUUUGGAUCUAUCUGGUAUUUUUCAAUAGUGUGUGGGUUCUGAUCCCAGGACUGUUGCUGCGUCAGUCGUGGGUAGAACUCAAGAAAAUGUAUUGCAAAGGAACCAGUUCAGGGAAAAAGUUUCAGUGAAUUUUCAAAAUCACAAACAUUGAUAUCUUGCUUUAUAAGCCAGAAUGGAUCAGACCUUUUUGUUUGGCCAAAAUGUAAUGCAUUCCAGCAGUGUAAUGUAAUACAUUCCUUUUAUGAUGUUGUUCCUUGACAGCCUAUUUCAAAUUGAUUGCAAGGUGGCAAAUCUUUGUUAUUGUUUUAUUUUUCAAUUAAAUGACAAUAUGGGGGAACAGAGAGUGAAUUUUAACUUGUAAUAAUAACCUGUUUAAUUAUAUGUUUUUAUGGCUCGCAUUAAUUGUUCCACAUUAAUAAAGCCAAUUAUCAUAAAAUGCUA